GCCAUAUCCUGCUUGUUCGUCAAGUCGGCGCCUGCGCAGAAGGCUGCUGCGGGGACUUGCGGAAUAAUGAGCCUCUGCGUCCGCUUGGGGGGGAUCGGAGGAGGAAGACAUGCUGCCAAAUAGUGAGCUCCAGCUGCUGGUGUUCUCCUAGGGGGGCUGGCUGCGGAGUGGGGGGCAGAGCCGGGGGCGCGAUCCCCACCUACCGCACCUGCUUGGGACAGGGCUUCUCGGGCUCCCCAGCCUGCCUCGGGACGGGGCUUCCUCCGGCGGUAGGAGUCACUCGUAGGGCCAGGAGGACAGAAAAGAUGCAGAACCACUGACUGUGUAGCAAAUGCCCGGAAAAGACUUGGGAGUUCAUUUUUAUACUAGAGAAGAACAGUGUGUUGGUGUAGGUGUUUGAGCCCAGAAGUUUUGAAAAUUGCCGUCACGUGUCGUGUUCUGCCUUACAGACCUCUGCUUUCUAGCAAGGUGAAGAUCAAUUAUAAAUUUCUUCUGCUGAGUUGUGAAAUUCUGUUCAGUCUUCAAACUGGCGAUGUCAAGGGUGCCGAGUCCUCCUCCUCCGGCAGAAAUGUCGAGUGGACCUGUAGCAGAGAGCUGGUGCUACACUCAGAUCAAGGUGGUGAAGUUUUCCUACAUGUGGACCAUAAACAACUUUAGCUUCUGCCGAGAAGAAAUGGGUGAGGUCAUCAAAAGCUCAACCUUUUCAUCUGGAGCCAAUGAUAAACUCAAAUGGUGUUUACGUGUGAACCCUAAAGGCUUGGAUGAAGAAAGUAAAGAUUAUCUAUCCCUCUAUCUGUUGCUGGUGAGCUGUCCAAAAAGUGAAGUUCGAGCAAAGUUCAAAUUCUCCAUCCUGAAUGCGAAAGGAGAAGAAACAAAAGCAAUGGAGAGCCAGCGAGCAUAUCGAUUUGUACAAGGCAAGGACUGGGGAUUCAAAAAAUUUAUUAGAAGAGACUUUCUCUUGGAUGAGGCCAAUGGACUUCUUCCAGAUGACAAACUCACUCUCUUCUGUGAGGUGAGUGUGGUACAGGACUCCGUCAAUAUCUCUGGCCAGAACACUAUGAACAUGGUGAAGGUACCAGAGUGCCGCUUGGCAGAUGAGUUGGGAGGACUCUGGGAGAAUUCGCGCUUCACAGACUGCUGUCUCUGUGUCGCAGGCCAGGAGUUCCAGGCUCACAAAGCCAUACUAGCAGCGCGUUCCCCAGUUUUCAGCGCCAUGUUUGAGCAUGAGAUGGAAGAGAGUAAAAAGAAUCGGGUUGAAAUCAAUGAUGUGGAGCCUGAAGUUUUUAAGGAAAUGAUGUGCUUUAUUUACACGGGGAAGGCACCAAAUCUUGACAAAAUGGCUGAUGACUUGCUGGCAGCUGCUGACAAGUAUGCUCUAGAACGUCUGAAGGUGAUGUGUGAGGAUGCACUGUGCAGUAACCUCUCUGUGGAAAAUGCAGCUGAGAUCCUCAUUCUGGCUGACCUACAUAGUGCUGAUCAGCUGAAAACUCAAGCAGUGGACUUCAUUAACUAUCACGCUUCUGACGUCAUGGAGACAUCAGGCUGGAAGUCUAUGGUAGUAUCGCAUCCCCAUUUGGUGGCCGAGGCAUAUCGCUCUUUGGCCUCUGCACAGUGUCCCUUUCUGGGACCCCCACGUAAGCGACUGAAGCAAUCCUAAAGUCCUGUCUGUCACACCGCCCCAUGUUUUUCUGGAAGCAGCAUCAUCUGUUGCUGCUUUAACCUUGACCACCAGGUAGACAGCGAAAUCUGUGGAGCUUUUACUCUGUUGUUGGGGGGAAGAGACUGCUUCGUGACACCCAGACUUUUCAAAACAGCACCAAGUAACUUGGGGAGAGGGGGGAGGGUGGGCCUGGGGCUCUGGGGCUGUUCAACCUAACGAAUCCCUGUCGCUGCAUCGUCUGUGUGUUCCCUUCGACUUGGCUGAGUCAAUUAAGUACAGGGUUCGGUUUAGGCACCGACCCAAGUCGGAAUAACCCAGCAGUGGUACUGGGGAAAACAACGUCUCUGCGUCUGGCAGCACAGAACAAAUCGUCAGAUGCCUGGAGCAAGAGGACAUUUUAGCUUUGGAGAGCGUUGGAGGGUUAGAAAGAAUUUCCAGCGAGGUUCUGGAAAGGAAGUACCUGAUGGGAGCUCCAGUAGUAUUUAUAUCAAAAAAGAGAAUUUAAGUCCUUCCAACUGAGCUAAAAACUGGACGUUUGUGUAACUCCUUAUUGCCAUCCAGCAACAAGAAGAUCAGUUUCUCUGUUAGUAGCACUUGUAUGUUAAUUGCAAAAAAAAAAAAAAAAAAAAGAAAAAGAAAAAAAAAAGAAGAAAAAACCCCACCUUUUAUAAAAUGACAGGUUGAAGUGAAAGGGGACAGUGAAAGGCUGUGUGUUCUGGAGGGUGUGAAUAGACUGAAGGCAGCCUUUGGCAAGUCUGUAUUGGUUCUGAGAGGACUAGAAAAUCCUUGAUCUGGAGCGUGCUGUCUGACAAGAACAAUGAUUACUGUUUUUAGAUAUUGUGGGAAGUGUUUUUGGCAUUUUUCCCUGCUUUAUUUCCCUCCUCCCCCUUUUUAAAAAAAAAAAAAAAAGAAAUUUUAUUGUUCAUGAACGCUG
Grus americana (Whooping crane) is the source of this 2594-nucleotide messenger RNA. It is a transcript of the gene SPOP, whose product is annotated as speckle type BTB/POZ protein. The record is from RefSeq and is a predicted model, not a curated record. The transcript has 12 exons. Gene Ontology annotation, cellular component: cytoplasm; nucleus. Gene Ontology annotation, molecular function: ubiquitin protein ligase binding. The coding region runs from base 533 to 1657 and encodes 374 amino acids. Lineage: Eukaryota; Metazoa; Chordata; Aves; Gruiformes; Gruidae. Gene Ontology annotation, biological process: proteasome-mediated ubiquitin-dependent protein catabolic process; regulation of proteolysis.